Messenger RNA from Lodderomyces parapsilosis, 1002 nucleotides. It is a transcript of the gene BET2, whose product is annotated as Rab geranylgeranyltransferase. Lineage: Eukaryota; Fungi; Ascomycota; Pichiomycetes; Serinales; Debaryomycetaceae. The record is from RefSeq and is a predicted model, not a curated record. The transcript has a single exon. Gene Ontology annotation, biological process: protein geranylgeranylation. Gene Ontology annotation, cellular component: Rab-protein geranylgeranyltransferase complex. Gene Ontology annotation, molecular function: Rab geranylgeranyltransferase activity. Bases 1 to 1002 code for a protein of 333 amino acids.
AUGUCAUCGAUCCCCAAUCAAACUCUAUAUAAAGACAAGCACAUAAAAUUCAUAAUAGACCAAGAGUCAAAUCGCUCGUAUGAGUACUGGCUCAGUGAACAUCUACGUAUGAAUGGUUUGUACUGGGGUGUAACAGCACUUAUAACAAUGAAAAGUCUCAACGACACAACUCUUCCACAACAAGAAGUGAUCAAAUACGUAAUGAGUUGUUGGGAUGACAGGUUUGGCGCAUUUGGUUCCUUUCCCAAACAUGAUGCUCAUAUACUAUCUACCUUGUCUGCGCUUCAAAUUUUGAAAAUUUAUGAUUCAAGUCUAUUCCCGUUGAGUGACGAUCUGAAGAAAAAGCUUGUUAAAUUCAUCAAAGGGUUGCAAUUACCCAACGGUAGCUUCCAAGGUGAUCGGUUUGGUGAAGUUGAUACACGGUUUACUUACACUGCAAUAUCUGCAUUGUCAUUGCUAGAUGAGUUAACAACAGAUGUAGUUAACCCUGCAGUUGAUUUUAUAAUGAAAUGUUUGAAUUUUGACGGUGGAUUUGGUUUGGUGCCUGGCUCAGAAUCCCAUGCUGCACAAGCAUUUGUAUGCGUUGGUGCACUUGCAAUAAUGGAUAAAUUGGAUGUUUUGGCCAGAGGAUUAGAUGAAAAGAUUGCAAGAUGGUUGAGUGAACGACAAGUUUUACCUUCAGGUGGGUUCAAUGGCCGUCCUGAAAAGUUGCCUGAUGUAUGCUACAGUUGGUGGGUUUUAUCAACAUUAUCCAUCCUAGGGAAAUCUCAUUGGGUGAAUUUGGAAAAGUUACAAAGGUUUAUACUAAGCUGUCAGGAUCCCAUUGAAGGAGGUAUUAGUGAUCGUCCUGAUAAUCAAACUGACAUAUAUCACACCUGUUUUGGAAUUGCUGGUUUGAGCUUGAUUGAUUACACCAAGUUUGAUCUUGAUGAGAUUGAUCCUGUUUAUUGCAUGCCUAAAAGAAUAACAAGAAACUUUCAGAAGUGGAAGCAAGGCGACUAG